GACAUAAUAGAUAUAACCUCAAAUUGAAAAAUUUUUAUCUCCUUUUUGCAGGAGUUUUUAAGUAUAAGUUAAGAUAAACGAGUUUACAUAACAUAAUUAUUAAAUAUUUUAAUGAUUGUUCAGUAAAUAGGUUGCCUAAAAAUGUCCUCUUUACUACGGUCGACCAAAUUUGUGCGGUAUUUCACUGGUGCGGCAAGAACCCUUAUACUUAACUCCGCUAAAACAGCAGAAGCAAAUUCUCUGAUCAAUCCAAAAUCGAUAUGUGCUUCUAACAGUAUCAUUUUACGAGAUUAUGCUACAUCGAAGAAAACAGAAAAUCUUGAGCCUUUACUCCAAAGGCUAGAUUCUGAAGUUAGAAGAUAUGGACGGAUAUCAAAAAAAGAUAUUGACGAAGUAUUUGAUGAGAUUCGAGCGAAAAAUGAUAUUACGAGUUCCCAAUCAUUGCUAGUGAUUAGGUGUUGUGGUGAACUGGUUCCUGAAGAACUUCCUGAGCAAAGAACUCUCUUGGUUCAAAAGAUAUGGAAUGUAUUAACAGAGAGGGGUGUCCCUAUGGAUGUCUCACAUUACAAUGCACUCCUACGGGUCUAUUUGGAGAAUGAACACCCCUUCUCGCCUGCUAAAUUUCUAGAAGAAAUGGAAAAGAAGGGCUUGCAACCCAAUAGAGUAACGUACCAAAGAUUAAUGUGGCGUUAUUGCCUAGAAGGUGAUGUUGAAGGUGCAACUAGGGUUCUUGAGAAAAUGAGAGAACUUAAUAUGCCAGUUUCUGAACCUGUUCUCAAUGCGUUAGUCAUGGGCCAUGCCUUCCAUGGUGAUACUGAUGGGGCUAAGGCUGUGUUGGAAACUAUGUCGGGUGCGGGCCUCACACCCUCUAACCGUACCUACACAUUAUUAGCAUGUGGUUAUGCAAAACAAGGUGACAUAGAAAAUGUCAAAAAAGUGAUUGCACUCGCAGAAGACAAAGAAUCUAUGUUGUCUGAUAAGGAUCUGUUAGAAAUUAUUGAACAUAUGGCAGUUGGUGGCCACGAUGACAAGGUAGAGGAAAUAUUCCCACAUUUACAUAAAAGUAUUGGUUAUAAUCAGGAAGUCUGUCACCUAAUUUUCAAGCUGUUAAAUAGAGGUUGUGAUAGUACUGCAAAAAAAGUCAUGAAAACAAUGCCUAAAUCCUCUAAUGUUGAUGAGACCAUGUUUAAAGGGGCUUUCUAUGUAAAACAUCUAGUAAAAUUAAACAGACCGGCUGAUUCUAUUAUUGCAUCAUGUAAAGAAUUACAAGAAGAAGGUUUGGUUCCGAGAGCUGUUUAUAUUGCAGCUGAAAUGUCACUACAGCUUGGACAUGCAGAAGUUGCACAGAAGUUAUUAAAGGAACUAAAAGCAGAAGGCUUUGAACUUCGACAACACUUCUACUGGCCUCUUCUAGUAAAAAAGGGCAAAGAGGGAGAUGAGGAAGGGCUAUUACAAAUCUUACGUGAUAUGACAAGUGAAAACAUUACCCCCAGUGGCGAAACACUCAGAGACUAUGUCAUCCCAUACCUUAUGAAGAAUGAUAAUCCACAAAAUGUCAUUUUGAAACUACAAAUUGCUAAUAUACCAGUUUUCCAUGGUGCCAGAAAUUUGAUUGUAGAAUUAUUGCGACUUGGCCGAAUAAAGGAGGCGGCAAAUGUGGCACUACAGUAUCAACCCAGGGGAGGGUUCUCAAUUGUAGCACAACCGCUUACCAAUGCCUUGAGUAAAACAAAAGACAUUGACUCCUUUAUAAAAAUUCUUCAUGUUAUUAGUAACAACCCACAAUUUCAAGCAGAGGAAGAUUCUGCAGCAGAUGUUUCACCUGUUAAUGAUUUAAGUGGUGAAGUGGGACGUGUCAUUAAAAAUGCAGUCAAAUAUUUAAAGGAACCAUCCCUGACUGAAAAGCUUUUGCAAUCUGUGCUUGAAAAAGGACUUCGCAUUAGUGUCCAAUCUGCAGAAGAGAUAGAGCAGUACCUAGGCAAUGAAAUGACCACAAAUAUUUCGCAAAUUUUGUCCAAACUUACAUCUCCUGAUCUUGAAUAUGCUCCGUUAACAUCAAAGAAAAUGGGUAUUAAUACUAAAUUAACAUCAGAAAAAAUAGAAAGUUUAAUAACCAAGAACAAAGAAAAAGGAAACAAUAUUACAAAGCUGCAGAAGCAGUUACUUCUGGCUUAUAUAGAUGAAAAUAAAAUUGAAAGGUUGGAUCAGUACCUUGAAGAAUUGAAGGCUUCUAAUUUUGAAUUAACUAUGGCAACUCUAACCAGGCUUUAUGAGUUUUAUGCAGAAAAUGGAGAUGUUGUAAAGGCUAAAAAUAUUGGAGAAUUAAUUAAGGAAAAGGAUCCCAAUUUCGUAAUAAAUAGAUACAAAAAGGUGUUGAUUGCAACUGCACUAAUCAAACAGAAUAAAUAUGAUGAGGCUUUACAAUUUCUUAAAGAUGAAAAGCCAGAAGAUGAUGUCAGCUCAAACUUUGUCUUGAAUGCAAAAUGCUGGCAAAUGUUAAACACAUUAGCUGAAGAAAAGGAUGUGACAAAGGUAAAAGAACUUACAGAAACACUGAUUAAAUACAACUAUGUUGCACCAUCAAAUGUAUUACUAGGACCAAGUAUUAAAGUGCACAUCUUAAGAGAUGAUCUUGAAGGAGCGCUGAGUGAAUUUGAAAAUUGUUGCAAUCAAUAUAGAAGCACUCCAUGGAAGGGAGAGUUGAUGAAAACUCUUAUACUGAAGGAAGAUGCUAAUAAACUGCAAUGGCUUGCUGAUUUAAGUACACAGAUCCACGGUGAAAUAAAUAUUCUGCACGAUUUGGUAUUAGCAUUUGUCGAAUGUGGACGAUUGAGACAAGCGCGCCGCAUAUUAGAAACGCCCGGUCUUCUGACACGCCAAAGAAGACUUAAUGAAGCUUGUGAGAGAUAUGUAGAGGAAGGCAAAUCGGAAUAUCUUGAGGGAUUAUUGGAAGCUACAAAAGACUUAUCAAUUGUUGAUCGGUCAAAUAUAUUCUAUCAUUUACUCAUAACAUACUGCAAGGCAGAUGAAACUGAAAAAGCUCUGGGCUUGUGGACCAUAUUACAAGAAGAGGGUGAAAUUCCCACUGACGAUUUCCUAGUUUAUCUCGGAAAUCAUCUCCAAUCAAAGAAUGUGGAAGUUCCAUUUAUCAUACCUCAACAAAAUAAUGUCCAAAAAACCAAAAAAGAAAGCUCUGUAAAGAAAGUAGUUGAGCCUGUGAAGCCCUCAAAAAAACAAGUGACAGAAGACAUAGAAAAAUUAGUGCAAUCUGGUUUAUAUACACAGGCUAUGGAUCAAACCAUUAAUUCAAUUCAGAGUGGUUCAACGCCUAAGUAUACAGUCUUGAAAUAUCUGCUAAAAAACCUAGCUUUAGAAGGAAACGUGGAACAGAUUGAAAGAUUGGGGAAAUAUAUUGACAACUCGAUGCAUAAACUUAUCAGUUAUGACGACAAAUUAACUCAAGCCAUUUUCCAUAAAGGAUCAGGAGAACAGCACCUAGAGAAGUUGCUAGUUGCAGCUAAAGCAGCAAAUAAUGAAGAAGACUUGAAACAGGUUUUAGUUAGAUUCCCUAGAAGCACAACACUGGCAGAAGCUGUAAAAAGCCCAGUGUUAGCUGAAAAAUGUCAAACAAUUGCCGACAUUGCAGCAAGUAAAGGUAUAUAUUUACCAGCAAACUUAUUGUGGAUGGAAUAUUUACUAGCUGGAAAGACGACAGAAGCACAAAUGUUUUGGGAUAAAUAUUUAAAGAACUCUGAAGUGGUAGUUUUCAGAAGAUUGCUUCAAGAGAGCCAUUUACAACGUAAUCCUAAACAAAUUCAAGAUUUAAUUCACUACUUAAAAACUAACACCAAAUUGCCACUCUCAACUGUUGGGAAUGCCUAUUCAAGAUUAAUUAAUUUACACAUAGUCGAAAAUAAAAUUGAUGAAGCAAAAACAGUAUUAGAUGAUGCAUACAAAUUUGGUAUAACCAAUGAGCAUUUGAAUAAAACAACCUUGCAAAGACUUCAGCAGGCCUUUGAAGCAAAUGGAAAACCGUUUGAGUAUUCCUUAUAAAUUGGUCAGAGUGACAUUGUUUGUAAAUCACCUAAUUUGUUUGCAGUAAAACUUUAAAUCAUAAUGGUUGUAAUUACAAAUGAAUUGAAAUAAGGCAUUUAUACAUCUGUAAGGGCUAAAUGAAUGUUAUUUCAAAGGAAACUAUUGAUACCUGGAUAUUUUUUUUCAUUUGGAGUACAAAAAUUACAUUAAUUUUUAUUUAAAGAAAAUCCAUUCUGAUAACAUAAUUAAAUAAUAAUCCCUCUCAAAAUUGUCACACACUUUUUUAGACCAACUUGUAUGAAUAGAUCAUCUCAUAUGAAUGUUUACAAUUAAAUGUAAAUAUCAUGUCUCACCACACCAAAUAUCUGGUUAUUUCUAUAUUUUACCCAUUGUUAAUAUAGUUUUAAUUUUAAUCCAUGUAGAAUUUAAUUUAGUUUUAAUAAAAAAAUAAAUUAUAUGUA
This is a messenger RNA of Colias croceus (clouded yellow), 4496 nucleotides long. RefSeq names its product leucine-rich PPR motif-containing protein, mitochondrial (gene bsf). NCBI's taxonomy places the organism in Eukaryota, Metazoa, Arthropoda, Insecta, Lepidoptera, Pieridae. Gene Ontology annotation, molecular function: protein binding. The record is from RefSeq and is a predicted model, not a curated record. Bases 142 to 4053 code for a protein of 1303 amino acids. The transcript has 9 exons.